AGAAGUGAAAAAUUAGAAAAAAGAACUGAAACGUAAAGACAAGACAGCUGUUGUAGCAGCUUCUGCUGGUUUCGAAUCCGAUUGUGUAAUUUCAAUUUUGAAGCAUUGUUUGAACGUUAUGAGUGGCACUAACAUGUUAUAAGAUACUCUCUGUGAUUUAUCAAUAUCCUUGUGAGAAUUAAGACUGAUUAUUCAAAAGAUUUGCCUAGGUGUGAUUUCAUUGUAUAGCGAGUGCCUUUUGUGAUUGAUUUUUGCGCUCGCUCUAUUGUUAAAGCACACGAAAAUGGUACGAACAAAACCGUCUCGCAUCGGGAACACUAAACGAAAUAGAACCAGUUUCCAGGAAGAGAAACUGAGUGCCAAACUAAAAGAAUUCGAUAUUUUAGCUGAUUGUGAAUUAGCCUCACUUGAGUCCAAGUUUACCGACGAGAUAGAAGAACUGUUCAGAAUGAUUAAAACAAUCAAGAAUCGAAUGCCGAAACAUGCCCUUCAGAUGCGAAUGGGAGAUUUAAGACUGCUAGGAGUUAAGUCCUUUGCUGACCUGGAGAAUUUGGCUAUGGAACCAUGUGAAUCGAUGAGCGUUUUGGAUCCGGACGAUUUUUCAAGAAUUUCAGACAAAACAUCCAAAGACAAGCCUGUCAAACAUUCUAAGUCAGAUGAUGGUUAUCAAACUGAGGACAGUGCGAUAAGCAGCAUUCCUUCAAGUUUCACCACAAACCGUAUGUGUGGUCCGUUGUCGUCUGCAAUUAAAAAUCGGCGUCGUAGCAAAUCUGUUUCAAGCCACGCAACACCGUCUAAGGGACACUCUUCGCUUUUAAUCGGAAUCAAAUCAAAGAAAACUUUCGGUGGUAGUCAAACAUUUUUUGCCAAUGACUCACGCCUUUCGCGGCAAAAAUUCCGUACACCGGGGGCUAACAAUCGGUUACAAACUGUCAGCACUGAUCGUGGAAUGAGUUUAAUUACACCAAAAGUACAGCCGAAUACUCCUUUAGCUAUAAUGCGGCAUGCUCGCAUUGGGGAGAGCAUCUAUUCGGUCACUGGUAGUCCAGUCAUAACCACCGCCACGAUGGAGCAGAUGGCAAAUGUUAACAUUCCAGUUGCUAAUGGUAUCCUGUCGAUUCGGCCAACUGAAAUGGAUACUUUUGAUCCGGGAUUGGUGCAGAAGAUAGAUUCCGACACGUUGGAGCACCUGAAGAAGCUGCAGAUGAAUCUAAACAAAAUUAUGCAAAUAGCAGAAGAACAUAAUUUUCAGCAAUCGUGAAGUGAUCCAUUAUUUUUUAUUUUGCCUGUAAUUUUGUGUACCUAUGUGUUCAAGUAUUAUUUCCGUUUUUUUUUCAUCAAUUCGGCAAUAAAUUUCUCAUUGAGUAAUA
Molecule: messenger RNA, 1370 nt
Organism: Wyeomyia smithii (pitcher-plant mosquito)
Lineage: Eukaryota; Metazoa; Arthropoda; Insecta; Diptera; Culicidae
Product: borealin-like
Exons: 4
Coding region: 284-1261 (325 amino acids)
Biological process (GO): mitotic sister chromatid segregation
Cellular component (GO): spindle midzone; chromosome, centromeric region; chromosome passenger complex
Source: RefSeq, a predicted model, not a curated record